Biomphalaria glabrata is the source of this 6047-nucleotide messenger RNA. RefSeq names its product transmembrane protein 168-A-like. Bases 440 to 2596 code for a protein of 718 amino acids. NCBI's taxonomy places the organism in Eukaryota, Metazoa, Mollusca, Gastropoda, Planorbidae. The record is from RefSeq and is a predicted model, not a curated record. The transcript is spliced from 7 exons.
GGGCAGUAACUCUGAUAUGAAAUAUUAUUUCUUCCACAUCUUCUAGAUGUCUAGACUAGAAUUCUAUAUAGAUUCUAGAUUUCACUACUUAACUUAGAGUAGACUAGACCUAGAUCUUGUAAUAGAAACGAAAAGUAGAAAAGUACUUUAUUAGUAAGAAAAAAAGUUAGACUUCAUCAAUGACAUCAAUUCAAGACAUUCAAGUUUAAGUUAAUAACUCGGGCUAAAUAAACCUAAAAAAAGGCUAAAUUAGCCUAAAUUAAAUUAAAAAACACUGAAAACAGUUUAAGUUUAAGUCCUAAUUUUAAUACUAGAUCUAGAUCUAUCUAGAUCUAAUUAAUAGCUGAAAAUGCAGAGCCUCCAGACUUAAACAGAGGUCCGAGUUGCCACCAAGAUAGUGGCUAAACAUGGACAUUUUACAGAGUGCUUUGCCUUUAGGAUGAAUUUAAAAUUAUUGAGACAAUUCAUAAUUAAAAGGAAGAAAUUUUACAAAAUCACUUUAAGAUCCGGUAUUCUCAACCAAUUAAAAUAUUUUCUUGUUCACUUAAUAGCCAAUGUCAUGGCUGGAAUUAAAGAUGCCAAAGCACGUAUGACAAUUCAGUAUGUUCGAUUCAUACCAGAUUUUAUCUUGGUAGUUGCUCUUGGAUUAGGUCUGUACAUACAGUGGUCGAUGACAGAUAAUUUCACAGUGUCUCUAAUUGCAAUACUGGGAGCUUUUGUGUUUGCCAUAUCAUGUGCAUUGCAGUACUACUUUGCACUAAAUGAUUUGGGCAAAGCUUUGUUUCAUAUUUGGAUAGGAUGCUUGCUGGGAAUAAUCGCAUUCACAAAUACUGCCGAGCUUCAGUACCUAACAAUGGAGGAGGUAAUGGAAGCCAUGUUCCUGACAAGCAUGGCUCUAGGCUGGUGCUGGAACAUUCUGGAACGCUCGCUUAAGCUAGAGCCUGCAGAACCCAGGCUGCUGACUAUUUCAGAAGGCUUGGAAUCCUUAGGAUUAAUUAUUGCUAGUUUAGCAACUGGUGUUGAUAGCUUGGCUUUAUCUUUGUAUACGCUGGCUUAUAUAUUUCACAUAUCUGCCAUGAGACUGAAAUCUUUCAUGGGUUUUAUUAGUUUCAUCUGUUUUAUUUGCAUUGGUAUAUUCCUCUUUUUUCCUGCAUUGGCAGUGAAACCUAAUAUCUACGCCUUGACCUGCUUUGUCGGCAGACAUGCUUUCCAACCUGUGAUCGACUUUUACUUCUGUGGUUUGUCAAUGAUUGACAGGUGGAGAUCCUAUUUUGACAAGCCACGCAUAGUUCGCUACUUGUAUGUGAUUCUUAUGUUCAUUUUGGAAAUUGUUUUGGCUGUGGUUGUUGGACAAGGAACAUCUCGGCACAAGGAGUGGUACAUAGUGUUUCCAAUUUAUAUAGCUUUGGCUGUGGUGUGGCUCAUGUUUCACUUAAUGUUUUUUCUCACCUGCUGGAAGUUGAAUGGGAAGAUCACAGAAUGUAAUGCCACAUCUGAUGAGAGGCGCAGCUUUAAUAGAAUAAUGUCUGCUAAAGGUCUUCGCCACUUUGGUCUGGUGUCACAACGAAUUAUUUGUGUAUCUCUUGCCACUACAUUAAUUGUGUUUUGUGUGGGCUUUGAGACAUUGACUCCUUACACAAUAGCCCUUGUGUUUCUGGUUUUGCCUAUCGAGGCAGCAAUUCUAAGUCUGUUCUGGGAGCUUGGGGACAACCUUGGUGGCACUUGCACAGGUUACGCCAUCAUUAUCCCAGUGACAUCACUUCGUAACAGCUCCAGGUCUGGUCCCCAACUGCUGACCAGCAGUGAUGUCCAGGACAUUGGAGUUAGAGGGGCGACAACUCUGAGCUUGUUACAGCAACUCUUCAUGUAUCACAUGAUACAAAACUUUGGCUGUGACUACUCCAGCAGUGGCCUAGAGAUAGAGACUCUACAGAAUAAGCUCAAAUCAUUUUUUGAUCGCCGCACCAAUGAUGGCCCCAGAUUUGAUACAUAUGUACUUUACUACAGUGGAGAUGCUUAUGAGAAUGGUGACUGGGCUCUUGCUGAUCAGAAGAAUUUCUCAUUGUCCAUGUUGCUGAGUCUGUGGAAUGAAAAAGAUCAAAACUCUGGAUCCCGGCUGAUUCUCAUCCUGGACACAGCUCACUCUUUUAAGUGGGCCCAAGAGAUUACAUCUGUUAAAAAUUCUUUUGUGGCUGUACAAACUUGCAGAUAUAUCAGUAGACCGGAGACUGCAGAGACAGGGGAGAAAUGUACAAUUGGUUCCUUCACCAAAGCUUAUGUUCAUUUCAACAAUGGACAAGAAGUGGAUAUAGACUGGAUCUCUAGAUCUCGACCUCUUAGGGCUAUUUACAAGGUGUCCUAUAACUGGUCAAGUUUCUCUUUUCUUCUCCCAACCAAAGAGGAUGUAGAAAGUUACUGGAGGUUAAAUUUCCCAUCUGUAAUGAAGCCCCUGAUGAAGGUUCUCAACUUGCCUCGGAUGGGCUCUCCAUGCUGCUGUUGCAGGUGCUGCCUUCAUUGGCUGCGCUGGGUACAGCUGAGGUGGCUACCACCUGGACAACUGGACACUGGACAUGGCUUCCAAUUACUGAAUUCCUAAUUAUUGUUUUUAAAGAAUCUGUUGGCUGGUUAGAUGUGGUAUUGAAAUCUGUGCAUAUUGAUGACAGAUAAUCUUGUCUGUUUCAAGGCAUUCUAUUAAUGAUAGUUCUAUUAAUGACUGCCUAAACAGCUGCAGUAUAAUAUGUACUUAAAGGCAUUUUCAGACAUUGAUCCUGGAAACACCUUUAACAAAUCAAAGAAGUGAAGUAUUUUUUCACCUAACUUCUUAUUGCUUUAUUGGAUGGGAUAACAAAAUUAUUUGAAAUUUAUCAUUAGUGUUAAUUUAUUUCUCUUUUUGUGUUUUUGAAUUUUACUGUAGAGAAAACAUGGUCUGAAAAAUGUCAUGUAAUCAAUAAUUUGGAGUUAAAUUAUUUAGAUUAACUGCAGCAUGCCUAAGAUUUGUGGAAUCAGAAGAACAAUUACCCCACCAUUUUUUUACAACUUGGUAUUUUCAUAGCUUUUAGAUUUGGGUAUUUAUUUUUCAUAGGUUGUAAAAUUAUUUAUUACUUUUCUCCCUAAAAUCUGCUUAGCAUUGUAGUUUUUUCAUGUGUUUUUUUUAUCUGUGAUAAGUAUUUUUUAAAAAGUAUUUUGCACAAUUUUCUUAACCUGUUUGAUUCUAAGACUUUGAAAAAAAUGAUUUGAAUUAUUCUGUGGGUGAUAAAAUGAGAUUUGUUUCUACAGGGAAACUUUGGUCUUCAAAUGAGAUGUGGAAGUUAUUUUAGUUACUUAACCAUCAUUAGAAACUUGUACAGGUUGGGAUAUGCUGUUUAAUUUAUUAAAUUUAUUUUGGAAUUAAAUUUUAACAAAGCUUUGUAAUUUAAUUAUCUGUGGAAUGAAAACAAAACAAUAUGAUAUUUUUCAACAUUUGUUUGAAUUGGUAUCAGUGUUUGGCCUUUGGUUAUUUAAAUUUAUGUGACAAGACAAUCAAUUAUUUUAUUGGAUAUUUAUUGGUUUAUUUCAUAUGACUGCAAAGUUUUUUUUUUCUUUUAAGAUAAUGAUAUUUUUAAAAAACAAAAUGGUUGUCAAUUAAAUGAUCAUCUGGUAGUGGAACAAUUCUUAUUCCUUUAGACAGCUAUCUGUUCUUUAAACGGUCACCUGACAGUUUCUCAUUUGGAUAGUUCUUAUUCCUAUAGACAUUCAUUUGCAAUUUAGACAAUUAUGAGCUCAUUUAGCCUAUUGUAAUAAUUCUUGUAGACAGCCAUAUGUCAUUUAGAAGGUCUCUUGUCAUAUGGAUAUUUAUAAUUUCUUAGAGACAUUGCUAGUUGAUGUAGACACUAUAAUUUCUUAGAGACAUUGCUAGUUGAUGUAGACACUAUAAUUUCUUAGAGACAUUGCUAGUUGAUGUAGACACUCUGUAGCAUAAUCAUUUCACUUAAUUUCUUUUUCUUCACUUUGUAAUUGAAAACAAAAAAAUUUGCUUGAACUAGUAGCAUCUCUCUUCAAAGUUGUGUAUACUCUCACCAAAUCUGUACUUGUCAUUAUAGUUGUGACUUAUCUCUUGAUUAAUGAAGCUUCCCUCCACUGACAUGUAUGAAAAAUUGUUCUGUCUAAAAGGGUAUAAGCACCCUGAGGAGACUCUGCUAUUCCUUCUCUCUACCACAUCAGCUGUGUGUGUGUGUGUUUGCAUUAAAACAGCUCCUGUUUACGCCCACCUUACAUUGAAGCAGAUAUUUCAUUCAGAUGUACCCCUCCCCUUUCAAUUGACUUUUUAUGUCCAUAAUAAACUUAAGAACAAGAAUCCUCCGUGACAUGUCAUUUGUUUCCUGUCAUUUGUAGCUCACAGUUUUGUAUAUUUAUACUUGAACUAUCAACUUUUUUACCAAAUUCAGCAUUCAUAAAUAAACUCAAUUAGUUCAGCAUUAUAAUUCACUGUGAUUGUUUUUUCACAGCUCAACAUUCCAAAACCCAUUGUGAAACUGCCCUUGAUUUUUUUUCCUUUAAAAUCUUUUCUUGUGAGAGAGAUGAAGCAAUGAGAUUUUUUAUUUUUUUUUCUACUUUUUUUUAUUAGUCAAUAAAAUUAUUUUCGUAAUAAAAAAAAAGUCAAUGAUCAGCUCUUGAACAAAUGUGUGUAGCAGUUCAUUUUAAAAUUGUUCUUUUCACUUGAACAUUGUGUACCUUAAGAUUUUAGAAAAUAAUUUUAUGUUGCAACAAUUAAAAUCUAAAAAAUACCAGUCAUUUCUAGUUUAAUAAAGGCACGUUUCUUAUUCCUGAUGUAAGGACAAAUUCUUACUUGUGCUCCUUUCUCCCUAGUUCCAUUAGAGAAUGGAUUAGGUUGCCUAAAGCAGUCAGGAAAACCAGUGACUUAGCUGAAUUAAAGUCUCUAAUUAACAUGCAGAACUAGAUCAGCACAAGGGUAUGCAUAGGAAAUAAGUAUAUCUUUUUUAAAAGAAUGCCUGUAAGUUAUAAGAUAAGAUAAUUUAACCAAAGUUUACACCAACUAAUCUAAGAAAUAGUCUUUUACAACUUUUACAUUGUUUUGUUCUUUAAAUUUCAGAUAUACAGUAAGAAAUGAAAAUUAUUGCAUUUGUGACAAUGUUCAGUGUACAAUUUAUCAACUUUGCACAUGCUUUUGUAUAAUAUCAAAAUACAAAUAAACCAGCUCUCAAAGUGACACAACUUUUAACUUGAUUGAAAUUUAUUUCAAACUCAGCCCACAGAAUUACAAUGUAACAACAAUAUAAAUCCUUAUGUUAAAAUGAAUGUGAAAUUACAGUGAUAAAUGUAUAAACUAUAUAAAUACUAGUACAAUCAACUGACAGUAACUGAUCUGAAAAUAAUUGGCCAUCAAAUGGUGAGAGAUAGAUCUGCUUUAUUUAGGUGCCUCACUGUCUCUAAUAACUAUAUGGCCAUCAAAAUGGUGAGAGAUAGAUCUGCUUUAUUUAGGUGCCUCACUGUCUCUAACAACUAUAUGGCCAUCAAAUUGGUGAGAGAUAGAUCUGCUUUAUUUAGGUGCCUCACUGUCUUACAAAUAUUUGUUUGAAUUAUUGAGUGUUGCUUUUUGUUUUUCAACUAUGGAAAACAUUUUGAAUAGAGAAACCUGUUAGAACUGAUCAAAGACUGAAUGUGUCCAAUUUGAACUUGUGCUUUCUCCUUGGUGAAACCAUAGAUUAUAAAUACCAGGAUAUUUUCUGUGCUAAAACAAAACAUGUUGAAGAAUCAUACUCAAUGAAUACUCCCCAUUUAGAGAUUUUGAAAAGAGUUGUUCAUUAAUUUAAUAUAGAAAUAAAUGUUUGUACCAAUGCAGAUAUGUAUCUGUAUUGACCUGAUUUAGGCACUGGUUGAGAUGUGAUAUGCUGUUCAACUGCAGAUAGGUUUACAAAUAGAACUGUGAAAUGCAUUGCUUCAAUAAAAACAAAAUGUUUUUCCUAAUUUGUGCAUUGCUGUGUGUAUAAAAAUGUUUUUGUUUUUACAGAAUAAAGAAAAUCCAGAAUUAAAUGAAUCAUUGAAAGUUU